AUGGCGCAUUCGCGAGCGCAAAGUCUGGACAGGGCGGCUGGCGUGGCAACGUCACGUCUGGACACCCCAGGCCGGCGGCGUGGAGAUGUGUUCUACCAGCGCGAGGACCCGGCUGCGCGACCGCGUGCCGGCGCCGCCGCAAGGGAGGUGAUGGCGGGCGCUCCGCUCCGCGAAGAUGUGGGCCCAGCUCGCGCACGUGCGGAGUCUGCACACGCAGGCGCUAUGCCUUCCCAGAUGCAAGAUGUGGGCCCUCGCGCACGCCCGGAAGCUGCACUCGGAGGUGUGCCUCUCCAGUCGCCAGUAGGCCCUCCAGCCGCGCCAGCCCGCGAUGCUUCGCCGCGCAGGCUCCAGCCAGCCAUGCCUUUGUGGCCUUUGUGGCCGGCCGACUUUGGAGGCGAGAGAUGCCAGUCUCAGCCCAGGUUGCGGGACACCAGUUCAGGCAGGCUGCAAGCCACUGAGCCUGGAUGUGUCGAGCGCAGGGCGUGGCCAGGCUGGAACCUGGCGCAGCCCAUACAGGCGUCGGUGCGUUUUCACCGCUCGGCGGGCUAUCUUGCGGGAGACAAGAUCUCGCAGGCACUGGAGUGCAAUGCAAAGGUCAGCGAGCCUAACCCCCGGUGGUUUGGCAACGAUGGCAACCCUCAGGAUCACGAGGCGCAGGGGUGGACCAACAAGAACUGGCUCAAGUCCCGCUUCCACUUCAGCUUUGCCGAGUACUCCGGCCCCAGCAGCUUUGGUGUCCUCCGCGUCAUGAACGAUGACCUCGUGCAGGCGGAGCGCGGCUUCGGGGAGCAUCCCCACCGCGACAUGGAAAUCAUGACCUUCAUUGUGGACGGCUACCUCACCCACAAGGACUCCAAGGGCAACGAAGAAACACUCGGCCGCGGAAGUGUGCAGUUUAUGACUGCUGGCACGGGCAUCUACCACUCUGAGCACAACUUGGCCAAGGAACCGCUGCGCUUCAUCCAGUGCUGGGUUGUUCCGCGCAAACGCAACCUGAAGCCCCACUAUGGUUCUGCAGGGACAGCGGAGGCGGCAGCGCGCAAGGACCAAUGGUUCCACUUGGUUUCGGAUGAGAUGAGCUCAGUGCAGACGCCUGUGAAGAUCAACCAAGACUGCAACGUGUUUGUGACCGAGCUCUCUGCAAAUGUGGCAUCAAAGGUGCUCCCUAUUGGCAAAGACCGGCAAGCUUACCUCCUGUGCAUGGAGGGCGACGUGAAGCUGGCCGGCAAAGAUUUGCACAGGCAUGAUGCAGCGGAGAUCAAGGGGCCUAUUGACUUGGACCUGCUGUCCGGCCCUGCAGGAGCCUAUGUCCUAAUCUUUGAGAUGGCGCUUACAAGGGACACGCGAGGGUCUGCUUAA
Molecule: messenger RNA, 1359 nt
Organism: Effrenium voratum
Lineage: Eukaryota; Dinophyceae; Suessiales; Symbiodiniaceae
Source: the annotation of a GenBank genome assembly